This is a messenger RNA of Teleopsis dalmanni, 1308 nucleotides long. RefSeq lists its product as uncharacterized. Bases 662 to 1120 code for a protein of 152 amino acids. The record is from RefSeq and is a predicted model, not a curated record. The transcript is spliced from 3 exons. Lineage: Eukaryota; Metazoa; Arthropoda; Insecta; Diptera; Diopsidae. Gene Ontology annotation, cellular component: membrane.
AUUAAACGUUUGUCGCUUGCUGCCAUUUGUUUCCACACUUCCUCAUUUCAAUUGACCUGACAUUUGCGCUACACAUCUCUCCCCACCGACUUCAUACUAAGACUGACUCACUACUGAGGCACAUAUGCUCACGAACGCGACUGGUUGGUGAUAACGACCAACACAGCGUAUCUGCACAAGCGAACAGCUCGUCGUGCCCAUUGUAGUGCCCGCCAUAGACCAUCGCGGGGCAGUCGAGAAUUUCGCGUCACUUUGUGCGAUACGCAUUCGAAGAAUGCAAAACAAUCUGAAAGUACGUAUAUUUCGCCUAAUAAUUAAAUAUAUUUGAAAUUUAGUUUUGUUGUGGAAGGCGAAGUGAAAACAUCAAACAGAACGAAUUAAAUAAUUUACACUCGCGUUCUCUAGUUGUUAGUUCCGUUGAAUUUUGUUUUUGUAAAUAAUGUUUGAGUGAUAAGAAAAAAUAACGAAAUAUUAAAAUUUUUAAUUCAAAUUCGUAUAAAAUCCAUUGGUGAAACACUAGCCAUGAUGUCGUCUUCGAAUAAAUACAAACUGUAGAACUCGAACGAAAAGCGAAAGUACAUCCAGUAAACAAACUCCACAGACCACAAACUGCCAGAAGUAAAUUUGUGAUAUCGCAAAAUCCCCUCUUCCGCACUAAAAAAUGUCCGGUUCAUACGCUUACGAUAGCAGUUAUUUGCGCACGAUUUUUGGAAUCCUAAGAAUCUGCACUCUGCUGUGCAGUCUUAUCGGCUUCAAUUGCAUCAUCUUCAGCUCCGUGCCUGUACACAAUUUCCGCGGUUGCUUUUACAUUUCGGUGGCAGUUUUUGGUUACUGCUGCAGUACCGUCGUGUUACUGGCGCGGCUCUUCCAAGUCUGGGAGCGUAAAUUUCACAACUUCCAAGCAUUUAAGUAUGAGACAUACUUGCACUCCUUCCUAGCAGUUGCCUUCUUCAUAGCGUCUGCACUGUCAUUGUCCUUGGCGGUAGUUACAUACUCAGUUGCCACAUUUUUCGGUUACCUUACAUCGUGUUUUUAUGCCGCUGACGCAUAUCUAAGUUACCGCCAGAGUAGAAUAUGUAAUGCUGCCACACAAACCCCAGAAGUCGGUUGGGUUGUGUAGUCGAACCUCAUACAUAUGAACACGAUAAGUUAUAUAUAUUUUGAAAAAUAUAUAUAUACAUAUUGGUUUGUAUCUUGUAUCUUGUAUAUUUAAGCAUUUAAGUAUUUUUAUAAAAUUUCGAAAUAUUUUUUCAUUUUUAUGUGCUAAUUGAACGAACAUGUUUAGGUAAAUAAAUAAAUUUUAUACUC